AUGCGGCUUCAUUCGCGUCAGGUAUUGACAUUAUUGUGUACUCGUGCUUCAUCACUGCUUACAACUGGGGGAGAGACCGCAGCACCUUCCUGUGACGCUUUUACUAUUCGUUAUGUGAGUGGUGUUAGUUCCUCGCUUGUGUCAUUGUCAUGCACGACAAGAGACACACAACUUCACCAGUGUGCAUUGCAGUGGGUGGAGCGGUUAUCGUCUCAGCUGAAACAUUUUCCAGAGGGUGCACCACUGGUGGAUGAAGUGGUUGUGAACAUUUUUCGCGUUGUGAAGAACUCCAUGCGUAGUAGCAACAGCAGCUGGGGUGAGGGAAGUGUGCCUUCGCUGUGUAUAAAUGGAUUGCUGUUGGGUUUGGAUGAGCGACUGACGGGGAUGCAGUUUGCUUCCUGGAGGCCUCAAGCCGUGUUGUAUUCAUUGCAAGCUAUUGCCAUGACGGAGUGCGCGAGACAACUGGGUAUGACAAACUUACUUUUUUACUGUGCAAAAGAGCAUUUACAACAAUUUGACGAGAAUCGUGUGGCCCGUUUGUUGUGGUGCGUUGCGAAGCUCCAGCAAGAGGAAGCGCAAGCGGUUCUGUGGAAACUUGCGUGCCGUCGUCUUUUGCGACUGUACCCCAAACUGAAAGCCCCCAGCCGUGCGUUGGUGUUGGAAAGUCUGCUGUUGACCCAUGGUUGCACUUGCGAAGCACAACAACAGCUGCUGUGUUUGCUGCAUGAGGAUAUGAGCAGUAACAGAGAGAGCGGUGAACACCAUGAUAGUGAAGGGGAAUAUCCCGCAACGGCGCUAAUGGACAUUGAGGGGGAAUACCAUGUGCUGAAGGCUCGAUUACUUUCUCAGGUUCACCACUUACCAGUGGGAACUUUAAUUGCGAUGUUGCGGGGUGGUAGUGGGCAGCUGUCGCCUUGCUCGCCGCAUUCAGGAGGAGCCACCACCGCAGAUACGGAGACUACCUAUUAUUUGUUGAAGCACCUCAUCCGUCGUCCCCUCGAUGGUGCAGCAUGCCGUGAGGUAUUGGAAGUUAUUGCCUCUUUUGAGCCAACCGACCUUACAGAGUCAUUGAGACGUCACGUUCUUGACUGCGUUAGCUCUAAGCGUUCCACCGCGACCUCCGUGGGUAAUAAUCCUGCACAGUUGUUGGAGGUGAUAUGUCUCGCUGUAGUGUUGGAGCGGCAACAGGUGCGGAACGUCGGUGAGGAACUGUUAUCGCUUCUUCAUUCGCUCAUCAUUGAGUGCUACAAUAUGCGCGGUGCUCCGCUGCGGCGUUGCUGUGGUCGCUUGGCGGGGUUGCUGUCAGUGGCUCUGGACGUGUUUACGGCAUGCAGGGGGAAAAUCGGCCCCAUGGACCCAGCAAUUACUGAAUGCAGCAGCAUUGUUGUCAAGUUCCCUGAGGUUUGGGAACAAAAUGGGGUUGCUGUCACAUCUACUGUCUCUGAAUGCAUCACCGCUGUGCGUGUCAUUUGUGAGCUACUGCGGGUGCCCCCUCUCCUAAGGGUUGUUACAGAGUCUGCAACCUCUCCUACCAUCGUUUCCAGUGAAGGUAAUUCCACGGAUGACCACAGCGGGAGUUUGGGCAGCAGACAAAAGUUGGUAGAACCGCUACUGGAACGCUGCGCGAAAUGUCUCCAUCGUGACAAUGUGCUUGUACCUGCGUCGGCAGUAUUUGACACUUGGCAGCAUGUGGCCCGUGUUUCUUCUUCUUCCGCUAUUAUCGGGGGUCCUGUUUCUAGGCUUGGAGGCGGAGGGAAGCACGACGCACUUCAACAAAUUGUUACCGAACUGUUCACAUAUACAGAGAAGCGACCGUCGGAGUUUCCGCUUCGGGAAAUUGCAAAGUUUUUAGGAGCGUCAUCCCAUCCGCUGCCGAUGGAGGCUUAUGACCUUUUUAUUCGCUGUCUCAAAAAUGAGCGUAAGAAUGUGAGUGCUCACUACUUGGAGCUGCUGCUCAGCUCCCUGGAAGAAGUUUCCGCCCGCGGCGACAAGGUCGUGUUAGAACGGUUGCUUUUGUCACUAUUUGUUCGAUCUCUUGGCCACGACGAUGCGUUUGCUCAUACUGCUCCCUUCACGGCACGGCAGUUUGUGCGACUGUUUCACUGUUGCACCAAUCUAACCUUAAAUGCCGCGGCCUCGAUGCGGGCGACACUUCUCCAACGUAUGACAGUGGCUUGCAGUGAAGCUGCGGGGAUCGACGACCUCAACGCGGUUGCUUCCUUAUUACCAUUGUUGCAGCAGGGGGCUCAAAGGGAUGCGCUGGCAGCAGCCCUUGUGGCGCGAGGGAAGGUUUUGAAUCCAGCGACGAUGUCUGAUGUGCAGAAAGCCCUGUUGCUUGUGUACCUUUACAAAGCGGGAGUGCCAAUUGACGAUGGCUUAACAGACGCUUUCCGUCGAAGGGCGUGA
Molecule: messenger RNA, 2406 nt
Organism: Trypanosoma brucei brucei TREU927
Lineage: Eukaryota; Euglenozoa; Kinetoplastea; Trypanosomatida; Trypanosomatidae
Gene: TB927.1.790
Exons: 1
Coding region: 1-2406 (801 amino acids)
Source: RefSeq, a predicted model, not a curated record